This is a messenger RNA of Plasmodium vinckei vinckei, 675 nucleotides long. Its product is annotated as Plasmodium exported protein, unknown function. The transcript is spliced from 2 exons. The coding region runs from base 1 to 675 and encodes 224 amino acids. The record is from RefSeq and is a predicted model, not a curated record. NCBI's taxonomy places the organism in Eukaryota, Apicomplexa, Aconoidasida, Haemosporida, Plasmodiidae.
AUGAGUUUAAUCGUUUUGGUUAAACCUAUUAUAUAUGCCCUUAUAAUAUGUUGUGAAUAUUACCAAAAUGAGGUGAAUAAGAGCGAACAUAUGUUUAAAAAUCACAAUGCAAUAAUUACACUGUCAUCAAGAAUUAAUAGAUUAUUAACAGAAUGUGAAGCAAUACCAAGCACGAAUCCUCUAAGUUCACAUCGUCGAAAAGAAAAGGAAUUCAAUACCGAAUCACAAAAAGGAGAUUUGGAAAUAAAUAUAAAUGAAAACGAUAUUGUUAAUUUAGAAAAUUAUGUAAAAGAAAAUAUGAAUAAUAAUAAUAUGAAUGAUGAUGACGAUGAUGAUAAUGAUGAGGUAAAAUUUGAGGAAGAAGGAUAUUCUGCGAAUUACCGAACAUACAGUAAACGAGAUCACUUAAUAGGUGAUCAUAAAAAAAAUCCCAAAUAUUUUUUGGGUAUUAAUAAAAAGAAAAUGAAAAAAUAUAUGACCAAUCCUAAUAUGCAAUCAGGAUUUGUUGGUCCUACAGCUUUUGGGGUGGGUUAUCCAAUUAAUCAAGGAUUGAAUCCUACCAACAAAUUUGCUGCUGCUGAGAUUUUUAAUUAUUGGUUAACCGGAUCUGCGAUGGUAUAUAUCGGCAAUCUAAUAUAUAACGCAUUUUUUAAGACUAGAAAAGUAAAUAUUUAA